Messenger RNA from Nicotiana tabacum (common tobacco), 1221 nucleotides. RefSeq names its product transcriptional regulator SUPERMAN-like. The record is from RefSeq and is a predicted model, not a curated record. Lineage: Eukaryota; Viridiplantae; Streptophyta; Magnoliopsida; Solanales; Solanaceae.
CUAUACCUCUAGUAACUCUCUCAUUUAACCUAUCCAUCUUCCCCUCCGAACAAAACAAAAAAAAGAGAAAAUAUUGGUUAAAAAGAUGUACUAAGCUACAUUUCUCCUAGUUGUCCCCUUGAUCCUCAUAGGUUUGGCAUGGAAAAAACUAGCAGUUUCAGCAGUAAGUAUUUCAAAAACCAAACUAUCAAAGAGUUGAAUAACAACAAUAACAACAACAAGGUUAAAGAUUCAUGGGAUAAUUCAUAUGAAGGUGUUGAUGGAGAUUUAAUAGGAGGAUUUUUAUGGCCACCACGAUCUUACACAUGUAGCUUUUGCAAAAGGGAAUUUAGAUCUGCUCAAGCUCUAGGUGGUCAUAUGAAUGUUCAUAGAAGAGAUAGAGCUAGACUUAGACUACAGUCAUCACCUCCAAAAGAUAAUAGUACUAUUCACUAUUCUCGUCUAAACCUCAAUCUUGAACCUAACCCUAACCCUAGUUUUGUUUCAUCCCCACCAUCUUCACCUUCAAGAAAAUUUCCUCAUUUUGUUUCUACACUACCUCCAUUAUUAUCUCCUUCUUUUUCUUCUUCUACUUCUGGUGGCUCUGAAAUGAGAAAAUGGGGAAAAGAUGGUGUCCCAUUAAAUCACUUGAGCCAGCUAAGAAAUGGAGAUGUGACAAAAAUGGGAAGUGCCAAAUGUGAAAAAGUUGGUUCUUUCUUGCAAGGAAAAGAAUGUUGUGAAGUGGUGAAGAGGUCUGAGUUUUUGAGAUUGGACUUGGGAAUUGGAUUGCUUAGUGAAUCGAAAGAGGAUUUGGAUUUGGAACUUCGAUUGGGAUACACUUAGACCAAAUUCUCACUGCUUUAAGGUUUGUACUACUUAGAUUUUUUCACUAGUUCAAGAAAAAGAAUGACGGUCAUACUCGUCUUAGACUUGGUCGUGCCCUUCGGGUCAGGCUCAUCGUGCCGACUCCAAUGAGGAAUGCAAACCAUUAGUUGCUUUUUUUUUUUAAUUAAAAAAAAGAAGGAAAAAAGAAAAUAAAAGGAAGGAAAAAAAAGUUUAACAAAAAGUGCACCAUUUUAGUGGAUUUUCUCUUGAAUUCAGUUCUUUAACUAUGGUUAGGAGAAUGAAGAUGCAAAAGCUGUGAUGCCAUGAAGACGGCCAGCCAGACAAUAUUGCUUUUGUAGUUUCAAUUUGUAAUUUGUAUUAUUUUCUAUUUUAUAUUUCCAUGUGAUGUAGGUAUAG